Messenger RNA from Mytilus californianus (California mussel), 6057 nucleotides. Its product is annotated as E3 ubiquitin-protein ligase RNF123-like. Gene Ontology annotation, cellular component: cytoplasm. The record is from RefSeq and is a predicted model, not a curated record. The coding region runs from base 142 to 3789 and encodes 1215 amino acids. NCBI's taxonomy places the organism in Eukaryota, Metazoa, Mollusca, Bivalvia, Mytilida, Mytilidae. Gene Ontology annotation, molecular function: ubiquitin-protein transferase activity; protein binding. The transcript has 36 exons.
UUGUUAGGCACUUCCUGGUUCAAAUCACUGGUCAAGUGUACCAAAACAAAACAUAAAUAGGGUGAUCUGUGCAAGAAUAUUUAAAAUGAAUAGACGAUUGACAUCUUGAUAUUCAUUUAGCCACAUCUAAUAGUUGUUAAAAUGGCUGAAGCAGCAUACAAGGGAGGGAUUUAUGUCAGAUCAGAACAAGAUCAGGAUACUGGUUCAGAAGACCCUUACCUGCGAGAAAUUCUUGAUGUUGUAUUUCAUCAUAAAGAAGAAGGGGCUACAGCUGCUGUGUAUGAAACAAGCAAGCCAACAGGUUUAAUGAAUUUACAGUAUUUCCUUGGCAAUGUUCUUGAAAAUCCUAAAUCUGACAGCAGAGUAAAGAAAGGAAAUAAAGAAAACACAUCUGGAAGAAUUGGUCCUUCAGAAGUUGUGUUUGACUUCAGAUCCAAUGGAGGAAGUGGGAUAGUAGCUGUUGAAUCACACAGACUCGAAGUCACAAGUUGUAGCAAUUUUAGUACCAUUCGAGCCAACUGCUGUGUCUUCAAGGGUAAAUGGGUCUAUGAAGUGAUGUUAGGAUCAGAAGGAAUGAUGCAGAUUGGAUGGUGCACAAUUAAUUGUAAAUUUUUUCAUGAGGAAGGUGUGGGAGACACGGUUGAUUCAUAUGCUUUUGAUGGGAACCGUGUCAGAAAAUGGAAUAAAACAACACAAAGAUAUGGAGAGGCAUGGACCACAGGGGAUAUAAUUAGUUGUGCUAUCGAUUGUGAUGAAGGAACAGUUACCUUUUAUAGGAAUGGUAAAAAUAUGGGAAAAGCUUUUACGAAUAUAAAUCUUGGACCAGGAUAUGCGUAUUUCCCUGCAGUUAGUUUGGCAGCAUCAGAAAAUCUUAGAGCCAAUUUUGGAGCAACACCUCUCAGAUACCCAGUGGAGGGUUAUAGACCCUUACAGGACCCACCUACUGAUGAUAUAGCUAAAGCUUGGUAUCUGUUGGACUACAUGGAAAAUCUCCUUCCUUAUGUAAAUUCAGGUGAUCAGUUUCCAGAAGACACUUUGUUGAAAGCAGAUGAUACAUCACUUGGACAUCACCCAAGUAAAUCUUGUACAACUUUAUUAGUUGCAGCUCAUUUGUUUGACCAGCUAGCCCCAUUACUUAAAAAUGCAUAUAUAGUAGAACAAUGUCUGAUAAAGUUUUUAUUGAGAAUCAACAGCCAUGUAAAAGAGGAACAGUCACUAAUAUGUAACAUGUUUGAUCUAAUGUGGUCAUUAAUGCAGGAUUUUGAAAUAAAGGGAUGUAUGGAAAGUCUUUCAGUUUCACUUCUUUCCCUGUAUAGAUUUUCUCCAGCUUUACCAGACUUCAAAUAUCAUAAAGAUUAUUUAAACUUGCUGUUAUCUAUUCUUCAUCAUCAACAAACAAGAAGAUAUUUAUUAAGUAAUGUAUUAUUUGAUAAAAUCAAAUUUGCCAUGUUUAUGCAUAUUAAAUCGCCAGAUGAUAAACAGUUGUCAGAGUUUGUACCAGUCAUAUGGUUUGAAUUGGAAAAAGAUGUAGAUAAAAGUAUAAAGGAAGAGAAUGACAUGAAUAAACAGAAAUACUUGAUGUCAUGUGACCAGCUACAGAAUGCUGUUCAAGAUGUUGAGAAGAUUCAGGUCGAGGUAUUGAAAAAGUUGAUGAUCCACACAGAUGUGGUAGAGCAAAAAACCACAAGAAUUAUAUUUAUGGAAAAGUGCAGGAAGUUUUUCAAAGAAAACAGUGGACUAGGAAGGAUCCAGCAUGGGAGUUUAUGUCCAAGUUCAGUCAUACUAUGUAUGUUCCAUAGACUCAUACAGGCAGUGAGAUUUUGCUGGGAUAAAUUUCAAGAAGAAGAUCCUUGCAGAUUUGUUAAAACUUCAGAUGCUUAUAUACCAAUUCACCAGUUUUGGUCAGAAACCAUUGAUUACUUUGAGUUUCAGCGAUGUGGUGGUUUGAUUUCUCAUGUAAACAGAAUGUUAGGGAGUGAAGUGAAUAAAGCACAAGGUCUUUCUGCUGCUGGUUCAGAACAAACAUUGUCUCUAAUGUCCUCUGCUGUCUCCAAACGAUCAGAUGAUUACCCUGCUUUAGAGAUGCCAAGUGGUAACAGUUUAAUGGAGUUAUUAGAUGGCUUAGUUAUGAUGUAUCACAUAGCAGCACACAAACAGUUAGGAAAGAGAUGUAACCUGAGAGACAAUAUGAAAGAGUUUGUAGAAUCAUUACAAGACACACAAGAGAAAAUCAACAGGUGUCCUCCUGAUGAGGAUGCUGGAAUUAGAGAAGAAUUAAACAGAGCUUAUAAAGUCUUUCACAAUAAGAUAGAAGAACAAUCAAGAAAAAUGGCCUGGGUUACAGCAGUUACAUAUUCUAAGACAAAGCGUAGUGAUAUAGAAUGGUUAUUGAAGGUGGUACUACAGACAAUAAAGAGAGCAGCUGGCUAUAAACUAUUGUUCCAAUAUGUACCAGAAUACUACAUACUGACAGCUAUCAAUGCCUUUAACGCCUUGUUUAACUUCUUCCAUCCAACUGUGCCUUUUGAAUCUCUUGAUAAUUACAACGAAACCCUCCAUAACUAUGCUUUAUUUAUAACAAGACAUUUUUCUGAUCAUCGAAUAUUAAAUCCAGAUGUGAGAGAAGAAGUGGUACAAGCCUUAGCAUGCUUUAUAUGUUAUCCGGAGUCUCUCAAAGUUCUAGAAAGCCUUCCAGAAGAAAAAACCAAAGAAAUGAUAGAGGCAUUAAUUACUCCACAUGAGAACAGAUCUCUGUCACAGACAAAUUGGAUUCUAGUAAGAAUAUGGAAGGGAUGUGGAUUUAGGUUCAGAUUUACACAUUUACCUCACUUAGUGCCGUCUAAAGUUCAAACAGCUCAGUUUGGAUUUGCCAGUCUACAAAAACCACUGCCAUCCUAUGUGUUCCAAGAUUUGAUAAGAAAAUUGUUACUUCAAGAUGGUGAAAGGGCCACAAAAUUUCUAGAUAUGAUACUGAACCAACUGAACUGGUCAUUCUCAGAGUUCAUAGGUCUGAUGCAGGAAAUUCAACAAAAAGUGACAUCUCCAGAGUUAGUUAUACUGGAAAGUAGACAGCUAAAAAUUUGUGCCACCUGUUUUGAAAUUGCUGUAUGUUUGAUGAGAAUUAUAGAAAUGAUUGUCACCAAAGUGCCUGAAGUUUUCUUAGACCCUGCCUUAUCAUCAUCAGAACUUCUCCUGAAAAGACUAAUACAAGUAUUGUGCCAAAUACUUAACAGAAUAACAGCCAGGAAUGGAAUAUUUGAAGGUGUUGUUUCAUUAUUUAUUCAAGGGUUGCCAAAUGUUUCCUACUUCCCUAUAGCUGGAGCUAUGAUUGGUAUACUUAUACAGUUAGUCAUUAAAUCAAGUACUGAAAGCAAACAAGCAGUGUUGAGAUACCUGAUAUCAGAUCCUGGAUUUAAAGUACAUUCUCUAGAAUACCUUGUAGGGAAAUUAUCAUCAGAUACAAAAAAUGAUCAAGAUAUCUUGCCAGAAGAAAAAACAGAUGUGGAAGAUCUUACAAAAUAUCUGAAAUUGAAUGAAAAUACAGAAUUCACACAACAUCAUGUGAAAGAAGAUGACUUGUGUACCAUCUGUUACUCUGAUCAGAUGUCAGUAAUGUUUGUUCCAUGUGGGCACCAGUCUUGUAGGAACUGUAUAAGUCACCAAAUGAUGAGCAAGAAAGAGUGUUUCUUUUGUAAAACAGCCAUUACAGAUGUCACAGACUUAAAAGGUGCUUCGAUCUUAACAAAGUCGGUAAAAUCAGGAAAAUCAGGGGGAUCAGGAAAAUCAUAAAAAUGAUCUUACAAAUUGUAAUUAGAUUUUCUUGUUUGAUACUCAUAAAGUCAAUUAUUAAUGUUGAAACAUAAAACAUAUCUGUUUAUCUAUUUAUUUAUAGUUAUUCUUGUUAAUUAACUUACACAGGCAAAUUUUGUUCACGUGAAUUUCACGUGAGUCUCAUUUCACGUGAAAGUCACAUUAAAUUCAUGUGAAAUUCAUGUGAAACUCGCAUGAUCUGACUAACGUGAAUUUAAGGUGAACUUGUUAACAUGAAACUCGUGUAAAAUUCAUGUGAAUUUCAUAUAAACUUUUUUUCACGUGAAAUUCACGUGAUCUCACUCACAUGAAAUUCACAUGAUUUGACUCACGUGAAUUUCACAUGAUCUGACUAACGUGAUUUUCACGUGAAAUUUACGUGAACAAAAUUUGCCUGUGUAUGAGAAGUAAUUUAAAUCAUCGGCCAUUGUUUACUGUCGCAAGUGAAAAUUCAUGUACUCUUUGCCCAAUUCUUUCAAAACCAUUUGCUUUAAGGGGCAAAAAUAUGGUUUCACUUAUUUUGGUAUGGAACAGUUGAAUUGACUCUCAUAAUAGUUUUUCCUUUUUGAUUCCUUCUCAAAUUUCUUCUAGUUAAAAAUAAUAUCAAUUAAGAUAUUACUAUUUAAACCUAUAUUUCAUACUUGAGUUAUUUUGAUUAAAUGUCACAUAAAGAUGUAUAUCUCAGAAACCCAAAGUGUUAUAACAAAGAUAUUUCACUGCUUCAGUUGUCUUAAAUUUUAUAUAACUAGAUUUUGGUUGCCACAUUUAUGCUUGCCAUGCCUGUUUUUCCCAUUCCUGUCAGGUGGUAUUACACAAAUCUUUCCACCAAGAUUUUAUUACAAUGUAAAAUCCAUAUGUAGAACAUUUAGAUCAUUAUGACCCACACUUUAUUGCCAGCUCAUCUGAAGAUCUCCAUUUAGAUCCAAGUGUAAACUUUUCAAAUAGUUUUCUUAAAGCAGGGUUAUAUUCAUGUCAUACAAGCACUUUUUUCCAUGCAAGAACCUCACGGGUAGUCAAGGUAGUUAAAAACCACCAUCAUCAUCUUUUUUUCCAUUAAUAUACUAUUGAUAGUGAUUUCAUGAACCCCUUUUCUCUAAAAUGAAUAUGUAUUGUAAAAUUAUCUAGUCAUAACCAGGGUUGUUUUUUUUGUAUUCAUUAUCAGUCAAUAAUAUCAUUAAGUGAUUUGGAAUGUUUCUUUUUGAAUGUAUUAUGACACACGUUCAUGGAAAGUUUCCUACAAGUAUUUAGACCAGGUUAUGGAUUAAUUGAUUCUUUUAGGAGACUGUUUUUCACUGGUAACCAAAAAAAGUUACAUUUAUGUGUUUAUGAUACCUACAUUUACAGCGAAAUGACUGUGAUAUAUUUGUAGUAAACAAUAGUAUAUAUAAAAGUUAUAAUGUAAAUAUGGGUAACAUGAUAAAGGCCAUAUUUACACAUUCAUAUUUUCAUACUCUAUCAUUUUAUAUAUUUUUUGUGAUCUAAAUUUGAAAGGUUGAGGACAAAAUAGAUGGAAAGAAAUCUGAUUUCUGUUGUUAGUAAGCUAAAUUUUCAACAUUGAAGUUGAUGAUUAAUUUAAGAAUGUAAUAAACUAUGAAUUGAUUGCUUUCCUUAUUAUAUUUACAUUUCCACUUUAUUCGUUAUUAUUAUUUAUUCCAGGUUUCAGUAGUUUUGAAUACCUGGUAUAAAUAAUGAUAAAGUGGAUUUUUAAAUAUUUUUGCCUUGUACAUCAUUGAAGAGACAUAAAUUGUUGAAAUGUGCAUUUGGUGCAGUAAUAUUGUUACCGUUAAUGUUAUUAUAGUGGUCUCUUCAUUUGUAUAUAAAAAUGCAAUUGAAAAAUCUCAAAAGUUUCAGAUCAAAAGAUGAAAUAAGAGAGUCAUAUUGCAAAUGGUACUCAAGGUUAAAUUGGAAUAGGCCCAUUAUUGUUGAGGAUACAAAGUAGCCUAAAACAGUAGGGAAAAACAAAGGAGGGUGGCUAACAGAGCUUCCAGAAAUUUGUUAUCAAACUUCAUGUGAACAUGCUAUACCUUGUAAUGAUUUUCAGAUUCAGUUCGUUGUACUUGUGUCAUAAAUGUGAUAUAAUAACCUUAUUGAUACAUUCAGCAUCUAAAAAAAGUGACUCACCUAUCUCUUCCUUGUUUGAACAAAAUCCAAAUGAUGAUACCAGGUUGGACAAAUUGUUCAUACCAUUUUAAUUAAGUCACUCCUUCUUUGUUAUGGUAUGGAUAUUUUCCUUGAAUACUGCAUUGA